AUGGACUUAAGUGGUAAAGUGGAAGCCAGUCAGGCUGAUGAUCCCUCAGUGGUCCCAAAGGAGCACUCACAAGCAAAACUGCACAAUAAUGAGAAAGAAGGAGCCUUUCCAAGGGAAUUGCCAUAUUGCACAGGAGAAAUCGACUUCAUGGCUUCUGGAAAGAAACGUGGAAAGUUUAUUAAGGUGCCAUGUGCCAUCCACCCUGGAGUUAUAUUUGACGUCAUGAUUAACAAGUGGAACCUUCCUGCUCCCAACCUGGUUGUCUCUUUAGUAGGAGAAGAAGAGAACUUUCAGAUGAAACCUUGGCUGCGUGACACCUUCAGAAAAGGACUGGUGAAGGCUGCGCAAAGCACUGGUGCAUGGAUCUUUACCAGUGCCUUGCGUGUUGGAAUAACAAAACAUAUAGGGCAAGCGGUUCGGGAUCACAUGCUGGCAAGUACUUCCUCCACAGUAAAAGUGGUUGCGAUAGGAAUAACUUCACUGGGGAAAAUUCGCCACAGAGAACUUCUGGAUAAUGCCAAGGUAUAUUUUCCCCUUAUAAGCUACAAAUCUGACCACAGUGCCCAAGGUCCUCUAUAUUUUCUUGACAACCACCACUCUCAUUUUAUCUUGGUGGAUGAAAAAGAUCCGAAUGAGCCGGAUGGGACUACAAGGCUACGUCUCACCUUCGAGAAACACAUUUCAGAACAGCGCACUGGCUACGGAGGAACAGGCAGCAUUGAAAUCCCUGUGCUCUGCUUGCUUGUGAAUGGAAGACCGAACAUACUCGAGCGAAUUUGCAGGGGACUGGAAAAUUCUGCCCCCUGGCUCAUCUUGGCUGGAUCUGGUGGCAUAGCUGACAUCUUAGCUGCACUUAUGAAUGAGCCACACUUAAUUGUGCCACAGGUGGUAGAAAAACAGUUAAAAGAGAAAUUCCCCACAGAGGAUUUCUUGGGGACAGACAUUCUUCAGUGGACUGCGGUGAUCCAAAGCAUUCUUGUCCAGCAGCAGCUUUUAACAGUGCAUAGCUUUGAACAAGAAGGUUCAGAAGAACUGGAUACAGUUAUUUUGAAAGCACUGGUUAAAGCCUGUAAAAGUCAUAGUCAGGAAGCCCAAGAAUACCUGGAUGAGCUGAAGCUGGCUGUGGCCUGGAACAGAGUGGAUAUAGCCAAGAGUGAAAUAUUCAAUGGAGAUGUUGAGUGGAAGUCAUGUGACCUAGAGGAAGUGAUGAUGGAUGCCCUGGUGAAUGACAAGCCUGAAUUUGUCAAGUUGUUCAUUGAUAAUGGGGCCAACAUGUAUGACUUCCUGACCUACAGCCGUCUUCAGAGACUCUACUGUACCAUCUCGCCAAAGUGCCUCCUCUAUUCGCUUCUGCUUAAAAAACAUGAGGAAAGCAGACUCACCUUGGCAGGGAUCAGUGGUCAACAGCACAAGGAAGCAAUGGACACUUGCCCUCUCUUCACUCUUCAUGAGGUUUCCAGGGUGCUGAAGGACUUCCUUCACGAUGCAUGCAGAGGUUUCUACCAAGACCCUAAAUCUGGAAGCAAGAAGAAAGCCGAUAAGAUAAGUGCAAAAAGGGUACCGAGCCCUUUGGAUAUGAAUCAGAAAAGUGAAAAUCCUUGGAGAGAUUUAUUCUUAUGGGCAGUACUUCAAAACCGGCACAAGAUGGCGUACUACUUCUGGGCGAUGGGUCAGGAAGGUGUAGCUGCAGCCCUGGCAGCUUGCAAAAUCCUCCGAGAGAUGUCCCACCAGGAGAAAGAAGCUGAAGUAGUCCGCAAAAUGAAAGAGGCAAAAUAUGAGCAGCUUGCUGUGGAAUUGUUCAGUGAAUGCUACCACAAUAGUGAAGACCGAGCUUUUGCUUUGUUGGUGAGGAGGAACCGGUACUGGAGCAAAACGACUUGUCUCCACUUGGCUACAGAAGCAGAUACCAAGUCUUUCUUUGCUCACGAUGGGGUGCAGGCUUUUCUAACAAAGAUUUGGUGGGGAGAUAUGUCAACAUCCACCCCAAUCCUGAAGCUGAUCUGUGGAUUUGGGUGCCCUUUCCUGAUCUAUACAAAUUUGAUAUCAUUCAGUGAGGAAACACAAUCAGCCCAGGAGCCAGAAUCAUGCAAAGACCUUGACAGCCCGGAUUCUGAAAGGACAUUGCUUUUCCCCAAGGAAGUAGAUAGGGGAGACGCCCAGUUAGAAACCCAAAUUGCUUCUGAAAAUAUAGCAUGUGCAACAUUUGUGUUUACACAAUGGAAAAAAUUCUGGACUGCUCCUGUCACAGUAUUUAUGGGGAAUGUUAUCAUGUACUUUGCCUUCCUCCUUCUGUUUGCCUAUGUCCUCUUAGUGGAUUUUAAACCACCCCCACCAAAGGGCCCAUCCAUCCAGGAGAUUGUACUUUACUUUUGGGUUUUUACGUUGGUCUUAGAAGAAAUCCGACAGAGUUUUUUCACUGAUGAAGAUAUGAAUUUAAUGAAAAAAAUCAAGUUGUACGUAGAAGAUAAUUGGAACAAGUGUGAUAUGGUGGCCAUCUUUUUCUUCAUUGUUGGAGUUACCUGCAGAAUGUUUAAUUCAACCUUUCAAGAUGGCCGCACAGUACUUGCUAUUGAUUUUAUGGUGUUUACUCUCAGACUGAUUCAUAUUUUUGCCAUCCAUAAGCAACUGGGCCCAAAGAUCAUCAUUGUGGAGAGAAUGAUGAAGGAUGUUUUCUUCUUCCUUUUUUUCCUGAGUGUAUGGCUCAUUGCCUAUGGCGUGACCACACAAGCCUUGCUCCAUCCUGAUGACAGUCGAGCAGAAUGGAUCUUCAGAAGGGUACUCUACCGCCCCUAUCUUCACAUAUUUGGACAGAUUCCGCUGGAUGAAAUAGAUUCAUCUCGCAUGAACUUUGAAAAUUGCACACCGAGCCCAAUGGCAAACCUGACAGAUAAUGCAUCGUCGUGCCCAAAUGCCUAUGCCAACUGGCUUGUCAUAGUCCUCUUAGUCAUUUUCCUGCUGGUUACAAAUGUACUGCUUAUGAAUCUCUUGAUUGCCAUGUUCAGUUACACCUUUCAGGUUGUUCAGGGAAAUGCAGACAUCUUCUGGAAAUUUCAGCGUUACAACUUGAUUGUGGAAUACCACGGCCGGCCUGCGUUUGCCCCUCCCUUCAUCAUUAUUGACCACAUUAAGCUGUUUCUUAGACGGAUCUUUAAAAAGACAGAGCACAAAAAAGAGCACCUGGAAAGAGAUCUGCCAGGAGCUCUGGAUCAAAAAAUCAUAAUGUGGGAGAUGCUACAAAAAGAAAACUACCUGGCAAAUCUGGAAACAAAGAAGAAAGAAAGCAGUGAAGAACGGCUAAAGAAAAUGUCAGACAAGGUGAACAAUCUUUCAAAGUACUUUAAUGGUCUGAAAGACCAAGAGAAACGGCUUAGAUCUUUGGAAUCACAAAUCUCCUACUGCACAGUUACCCUUUCCUCAAUGGCAGACACCUUAAGCAACAACAGCUUCUUUUUGAACAAACAACCUAUGAAUUACACACGUUUCAUAACCACAGGCACAAAUCAAACGCCUGCACCAGAAGGCAAUGAAGCUGGAGAAGGCACCCAUCAGUUUGAAGAUGACAUGAUGUACAUCGAUAACUAACGCUACUUGCAGAAGAUCAAACAUUUUGCUGUGUUUUUGAUUGACUUUUUGACAUAUUCAUCAUGGUCUUCAAUUACCUAAAGGGGUUUUUCUUUUGAUGGCCGAGUACUACUCUGUCUUCCGUACCAAACAUAUAAAAAGCCCAUGGAGAAGCAUUGCAUCCAAUUUAUUAGCCUUAUAAAUGCUGACUGAUUGCUUCCAAUAAUCUAUCACCUUCUCAGCUGUCCGAUAUUUAAACUUGUGCUGCUGUUCUAAUUUAUGCCAUGCAAAUAAACCACUCAUGCCAGACCAUUCCAAACCUUCUUAGCAACAGUAAUCAGCAUAUGUACAAAAUACAUUCUGCACAUACUUUUUCCUUCUUGAAGGAAACUAGUUAAAAAAUCCAAUUAUGAUGCAGAGUAUUAAUUUGCAAAUAAACCAAUAUGCUACUUUGACAGAUCUCUGUACUAUUGAGGAAAAAAGCACUUUGGUUGUAAAGCCGCAGCUUUAAGCUUCCACAUAGCACAACUGCCAUUAAAAAAAUGGAUCAUCAGGUUUGCCUGCAAAACAGAGAGCUGCUUAGAAGAACCCAGCAAGGUUCUACCACCUGCAACAACAGUCUUUUACUACUGGCAGUAGUAAAACACUAUUACUGAACAAGCUCUCUUAAACCCUACUGCAGUCACAAGGGCAGGCAAGGUUGGCACAAUAAUCUGGCAUUGUUAUUUUACCUUUAGCAUUUGCUUGCAAGCAGGUACGUCUUCCCAGCAUAGAGAUGCAAUAAUCAGAAAGUGCUUCAUUUGCUGUUAUUUCUGAUAGUGAUGCAGCUAUUAUGCCUGCUAAAGGGGGGGGGGGGGAAUGACCGUAUCUCAUUCCCACGCCUGGUGAACAAUGCAGAAAAUGGACCUUAACUCACCUUUUGGGGGUGAAAGCAAUUUGUCUUUCACCCCCAAAAGGUGACCUACAUCUGAUGGUUCUGAAAAAGAGCAUAGACUUCUUAAUAGUAAAUAAAUAGGACCUCAGAAGCUACUUCUCGCUGGACCAUCAGAUAAAGAAAUCCAGAGUUUAGCCGUUGUGACAGUUUAGAAAAAUUAAUGUUCAGCUAAAAGGGUACAUCUUUCCAUGUGAAGGACUAUUCCAAAAACAUGUCCAGGAUAUAAUUCUGGAAAUGUCACAUGCAUAUGCUCAAUGCCAUAUUGUUAGAUGACAAAAUGUCUCCCUCCAUGGAAUACAGCUACUUGUUUUGAGUUGCAGCUGCAGGUUAAUUGAUGUAAGUAGGACACAAGCACCUAGUCAGCAUUGAAGCAGACCAACUUUUUUCAGAAUUCUACAUUUCCCAAACAUUUCUGAGGUCAUUGGAAGUUGCCACUAGAAUA
Molecule: messenger RNA, 4937 nt
Organism: Podarcis muralis (Common wall lizard)
Lineage: Eukaryota; Metazoa; Chordata; Lepidosauria; Squamata; Lacertidae
Source: RefSeq, a predicted model, not a curated record